This is a messenger RNA of Belonocnema kinseyi, 1490 nucleotides long. Its product is annotated as zinc finger Ran-binding domain-containing protein 2. Gene Ontology annotation, molecular function: lipopolysaccharide binding; RNA binding. The transcript is spliced from 8 exons. Lineage: Eukaryota; Metazoa; Arthropoda; Insecta; Hymenoptera; Cynipidae. Bases 625 to 1362 code for a protein of 245 amino acids. Gene Ontology annotation, biological process: RNA processing. The record is from RefSeq and is a predicted model, not a curated record.
ACAAAGCAAAUUUUUUGAGGUUAUGAAACCGUUGCUUUGGAAGAAAACCGUUAUUUCAAAUGUUAAGGAACGAAACCGGCUUUCGAGUGCAGAUCUUAUCAAUUAAAAUCCAGUUGAGGAAAAAUAGUUGUUUCAGAUUAAUUAACACUAUUUUAAUUGAUGUUUGAACUUUUCCGCGCAGGUGAAUUUUCGGAUUCGAUUUUUCCACGAACUGUCAAAAACGCUGAGCCAAUAAUCUCGCGGGAAAGCGUACAGCUGAGAGGAAGAAGAGCUGUGAUUGGUCCAGAGCAUUCCAAAGUUUUUCACGAUUUUUUUUCAUGUCCCCGAGAGAAAAUAGAUCAUCCGGAAAAUCCGCAUCGUCUCCGAAAAGCGGUGCACUAGCUCUAUGCAUAUGGAACGCACGCCAUUUCGCUCGGCAGCUAAAUUUUUUCGCAGGUAGCAGAGAUAAGUGAAAUAUUGUCUUCCCGGUCGCGCAGACAUCGAGCACGCAAUGCUACGAUAAAUUUUGCGUCGUAAGAAUUUUUCCGAGGCUGGAAAGCGGCCGAAAACGGUGUCGUGUGUCAGGUUAGCUUCGAGUGUAAAAGACUGCAGUACAUUUUCCAGGUUUUCCAGCCAGGGUUGGAAAUGGAUGUGAGCAAAGUGGAAGAGGAUAGUCUCCGAGGGGCUAAUGAUGGCGAUUGGAUUUGUAUUGAUACACAGUGUGCAAAUGUUAAUUUUGCGAGGAGAAGCUCCUGUAACAGAUGUGGCAAAGACAGAGGAGAGUGUCCAAAGAAGAAAAAACUUGGCCAAGAAAUAGGAAAAGCAGCUGCUGAAAAAAGUAGAGGUUUAUUCAGUGCGGAUGACUGGCAGUGCAGCAAAUGUGGGAAUGUAAAUUGGGCCCGAAGGCAGCAGUGCAACAUGUGCAAUGCUCCAAAGUUCGGGGAAGUUGAGGAAAGAACCGGAUAUGGUGGUGGCUACAACGACAGAGGAGUUGUUGAGUACAAAGAGCGACGAGAUGACGACGAUGACGAGUAUGACGAGUUUGGACGACGGAAGAAGAAGAGAAAAAUAGAAAACCGCUCGGAUGAUGACUCCAAGGAUUCCCGGUACAGUAGUCCACCUCGUGGCAAAUCCAAAAGUGUCGAGGAAAAGGAGGAAGAAGUCCCCAAGGACUUGGAACAAGAAGAGGAACCAAAUGAAGAGGAGGAGGAGGAAGAGGAUGAAGAAGAUGAUGAGGACGAUGGUGAUUUGUCCAAGUACGAUCUCAGUGAAUGGGAUGACAUCGUACCAGCGAAAAGUUCAAACGGCAGCACAGUCUCUUUGAAUGAUCGACGGUCAAGAAACGGAGAUGAUUGGCGCGAUUCGGGGACGUCGGGCCAAUGAAUUCUGAGCUGCAGUACAGAUGAGGCAGAAACACGAGUGCGUAAAGUGGGCCGAAGGGAGAGCAGCGCUGCUACCGUUAAUGUUCAUCCGGCACUUUUUUGGAUUAUCAGCUCCGAAGACUUAUACUC